Messenger RNA from Pipistrellus kuhlii (Kuhl's pipistrelle), 1458 nucleotides. RefSeq names its product ribosomal RNA processing 15 homolog (gene RRP15). Gene Ontology annotation, biological process: maturation of 5.8S rRNA; maturation of LSU-rRNA. The record is from RefSeq and is a predicted model, not a curated record. The coding region runs from base 34 to 894 and encodes 286 amino acids. NCBI's taxonomy places the organism in Eukaryota, Metazoa, Chordata, Mammalia, Chiroptera, Vespertilionidae. Gene Ontology annotation, cellular component: preribosome, large subunit precursor. The transcript is spliced from 5 exons.
UCCGGUGCGACACUUCCGGUGAGGAAAACCAACAUGGCGGCGGCCGUACGGGACUCACGUGGGAGUGCGGGGAAGAAGCUGAAAAAUGCCCUCAAGAGGAAGAAGAAGAUGAAAAUGCUGGCCAAGGCGGCGGCAUCGGAGCCGGAAGAGGAGGACCGAGACGCUGCCGACGUGGGAGGUUCUACCAGAAGGUGUGCAUCACAGAAGGCUCACUUCUCUUCCGAUGACGAAGCAGCGGAGGCUGACAACGAAGAUGAGCUUGAACCCUGUGACGAUAACAGUGAAAAUGCGGCGGGAGCCGCUGCGGGGACCAGCUCGGGCUGGGCCGACGCCAUGGCUAAAAUCCUGAACAAGAAAACCCCUAAGAGCAAACCCACCAUCCUGGUCAAAAACAAGGAGCUGGAAAAGGAAAAGGAGAAGUUAAAGCAGGAGAGACUGGAGAAGAGAAAGCAGCUCGAUAAGAAGCGGGAGUGGGAGAUGAUGUGCAGGGUCAAGCCAGAUGUGGUCACAGACAAAGACACCGAGAGGAACCUGCAGAGGAUCGCCACGAGGGGUGUGGUGCAGUUGUUUAACGCCGUCCAGAAGCAUCAGAAGAACGUGGACGAGAAGGUGAAGGAAGCCGGAAGCUCCAUCAGGAAGCGUGCGAAGUUGAUGUCAACCGUUUCCAAGAAAGACUUCAUCAGCGUUCUGCGGGGCCUGGACGGAAGUGCCAGCGAGAAAGCUUCGACCGGAAAGAGCUCGCAGGCCAAACAGACUGAAGCGAGAGAAGAGCGCCCCGGAUGGAGCAUCCUGCGAGAUGACUUCAUGAUGGGAGCGUCCAUGAAGGACUGGGACAAAGAGAGCGACGGGCCGGAUGGCAGCAGUCCGGGCGGGGGAAGUGACUCCGACACAUAGUAGGUGUGCAGGAGGCACGGCACAUCGCUCUGUUCUCCCCAGAGAAAACUCCUCUGGCUCCGAGAGCCGGGGGACAUCGGGACGCCAUGUCUAAGGAAGCAGAAGACUUGGGCUUCUCACCUAAACGUCGUUCACGUCACGCGUUCGAACUGUGUAUAAUUUUAAGCAUUUGUAAAAAGAAAUGUCCCUCAAAACAUUUGUGAAAGGAAAUGUUUGCCCCAUCACUGGUUUACAUGUUGGCCAAGGGUUUUUGCUGUUUUGUCGCAGGUAUGGUAUUAUCAGCAUUUCCAGAAAUGCAGUGAUACUCACCACGAAAAUGAACUCAUCUUAAUGUUUCCCGCCCACAGAUCUGUGCAUUUGUCAUUUGGGGGCAAAGGUUGAUGUUUGUUUUGGUGAGUGAGCUAUUGAGAAAACAUAGGUAGUAAAAUUUUAAAUUUCUGGUUUGGGGGUGAUGCUUUUAUUUUUUUAGAUAUUCUGACAAAUAUAUAACAAACAUGUCAAAUCUAUACUUUUCUAUUACUUUUAUGUGCUGAGUACUGUAUAUAAAUAAUGCCUUAAGAUUUA